Messenger RNA from Trematosphaeria pertusa, 480 nucleotides. RefSeq lists its product as uncharacterized. Bases 21 to 431 code for a protein of 136 amino acids. The transcript has a single exon. NCBI's taxonomy places the organism in Eukaryota, Fungi, Ascomycota, Dothideomycetes, Pleosporales, Trematosphaeriaceae. The record is from RefSeq and is a predicted model, not a curated record.
UUUUGCAAUUUCCAGUUCUGAUGCUUCCUCAUCCUUUGUAUCCGUUCAGUGGGUUCUUGUAUUUCCUGCUCCUAUGCGUCCUAGCCUUGCAUUCCCUCCUCUUCAUUACGCAUCUUUUCUCCUUCUUCUAUUAUUCCCCCCGGCAGUGCCCGUCAGAGCGCUCAGGUGCCCUCCACACCAGCGCUCUCCGGCCCUCCUCGGAGCCCUGCCAACAAAGAGAAAACUGCACUGAUGUCCUUGUACCGUCACCGUCACCAAGGAAGUUCACUUCUCUCUUCGGAGGGUCGCCCACACCACUACCUUCGGGUAUGUGGACCACUUCAUGGGGAUCUGGGGGAAGGGACAGCCUGAGUUCCGGGCAGUGGGGAGCCUUCGGGCGAACUGCGUGCCUUCGAGCGGCCGUGGCCUAUGCUCGCACCGACACCAAAUAACAGUACGGACAACAGUUGGUGAAGGGACUGGCUAGAGGCGUCUCCUUUG